AUGGAUGACCAAUUUGGAGGGCGUACCGACGAUGAUCUCUUCUACGACGACUUCGAACCCGUCGAGAGCGAGACCGUCGUCACUACCGAAAACGUACCGGAACCCCAGCCUGCGCCUGUAGCACCGGUUCAGGAACCACCCGCUCCUCAAGAGAAGCCAGCGCCAGCGCCAGCUCCCGCACCAUCGGCCCCUGCCUCAAAACCUGCUGGCCUCUCUUCCUCACGAUACGCCGACAAGCCAGCUCCCCCCAAACCCGCAAAGCAAGCUCCCCAACCAACAUCCAAUGCGCCUCCCAACGCUCCAACAGCUCCUCGCGAGAAGAACAACCAUGGUUCGCAAAACACCGCCGCCAAUUCUGCAGCUCGUCUGCAAUCUGGCGCAAACCCGCGACAGAAGCUCACCGACGAAGAACUCGCUGCCAAGAUGGAGAAGAUGAAGCUCCUCAACGCAGAGAAGGCGCGAAAGUUUGAAAAGGCCGAAAAGGAUGAGAAGGAUCACGCUGCGGCGUAUGCUCGCGGCAUGGAGGAGGCUAAGAAGCGCCGCGCCGAGGAAGCUGAGCGACGCAGACGUGGCGAAGAGGAUAAGCGCAGGCUUGAUGACGAACGCGCUAAGAACAGAGAGCGGAAGCUUAAGGCUAUGGGUAUGAAGGAGGGUGGAUGGGAUGAAGGUAAGGAUGCUCUUGACGAGGAGGAAAACAGACGUUUCCGUGGCGCAAAUGGUGGUAUCCGAGGAUCGAGAAGCUCCGGUCUUGGUGGAAGUCGGUACGCUUCAAAGGAUAAUGAGGAACAUGACGUGGAUCGCUUCUUGGACGAGCGACAUCGUGGUGGAAGGGGUAGGGGUCGCGGCCGUGGAGGACGAGGAGGCCGAGGUGGACGCGGUGGCCACGAAGGCGCACCACCAGCGCCAGUCAAACAAACCGUUCCCGCAGCUGAAGACUUCCCUGCUUUGCCCGGUGAGGCCAAGAAGAGCGCACCCGCACCAACGACCGAUAAGCCGGCUUUUGCGGCUGCGGCAGCUGGACCUCCACCACCACUGCCACCACCCACUGGCGGAAAGUGGGAUGAAGAGAUGGAUGAGUAUGAUGAACUGAACAAGAAGUUAUGA
Molecule: messenger RNA, 1104 nt
Organism: Fusarium proliferatum ET1
Lineage: Eukaryota; Fungi; Ascomycota; Sordariomycetes; Hypocreales; Nectriaceae
Exons: 1
Coding region: 1-1104 (367 amino acids)
Source: RefSeq, a predicted model, not a curated record